AAGGUAUCCAUCCUUUAUCAAUAUUCUCUCUUAUAAUCAUAGUUUUUGAACUACUAAUUACAUUCAAAACAAAUAUAAUAUAAAAUGUCCGGUAGAGGAAAAGGUGGAAAAGGUUUAGGAAAAGGUGGUGCCAAGAGACACAGAAAGAUCUUGAGAGAUAACAUUCAAGGUAUUACCAAGCCAGCUAUCAGAAGAUUGGCCAGAAGAGGUGGUGUCAAGCGUAUUUCUGCUCUUAUCUACGAAGAAGUCAGAGGUGUCUUGAAGUCCUUCUUGGAAAACGUUAUCAGAGAUGCUGUUACUUACACUGAGCACGCUAAGAGAAAGACCGUUACUUCUUUGGACGUUGUUUACGCCUUAAAGAGACAAGGUAGAACCUUGUACGGUUUCGGUGGUUAAAUCUGCUGUAUCGUUUUGUACUUCUAUUUCUAGUGGCUUUGCCUUAUUGUAUAUUAGAAUAAUUGAUAUUAUUUGAGUGAAAAAAAA
Molecule: messenger RNA, 483 nt
Organism: [Candida] anglica
Lineage: Eukaryota; Fungi; Ascomycota; Pichiomycetes; Serinales; Debaryomycetaceae
Source: the annotation of a GenBank genome assembly